GUGUCUUGUACUAGCUGAUCUACAGUAUGUUCUCUUCCUCUCAUAUUUCCUCUGACACUUUUUUUUUAUCUAUAUAUGCUGGAUGGGUAUCAGGUUGUCAGUUAUGUCUAACAUAAGCAGGUUAUUCCUGUUCUUAAUUCUUUCACUCAAUAAGUGAAUUAGUAGAAAUAUUUACAUGCUAAUUAAAUUAACUAAAGAAUGGAAUGUGGAAUAUUGACAUCUCCUCAGUCAGAUAAAAAAACAACAACCAUACAUUUAUACGAAUGAGAAAAUGUGGUUAAAAAUUGCUGCAGUGUAAACUGAUCUGUGAACAACAAACAUAGAACCUGCUAUUAGAUAUACAGUAUAUAGGCUGGAUAGAUGGCUCAUUUUACUACAUGUGAUUAAUAAGUGGAAUGACUGCUUCAUCAUUUUGCAACAGCCUACAAAACAAAACAAAACAAACAACAAAGUAAAUAUAAUUCUGGUAGGUUGUAAUUGAUAUCAGCAUGUUUAUGCAGUGCUCCCCAGGAAAUAUCCCGUGUGCCUCACAGCUGGCAUGGGUGAAAGUGUCAAUGAGUUGAUCUUUCCCGACAGCAAAUGGUUUUGCUAAAGUGCUGACCACUGCUAAAAAGAUGUUGCACUCCCCCACGUGAAGCAAGUCUAACUGCGCUCUGGCUCCUCCUAUGCUAUCUUAAACAUCCACCAUGAAGAGGAAGUGGAUUAACUGCACUCUUUGAAAUCACCAUUGGUGGACUUGGUGCUGCCAAGGUAAGAGACUCUUUGCAUGUGUGGGAUGUUUUAAUGAUUCUUGAGAGUCCCUACUAUGCACUAUGACAGCUGAGAAUAAAGUCUUUGCAGGCUCAAAGAGAAUUGCAAACAUAGAUCACACAGACCUUUCAAUUUGUUAAUAAAGGUUGAUGCACUAAAUUCUACUCAAGGAAUCAUCUGCAAUGGAUCAAAUGAAUGACCUGUGGAAUUCAACAGCUUUUACAGACAAUGUCUACAUAUCAAAACGAAGUAUUAGAAAGAUUCUCAUCAGCAAGAGGCAUUAUCUGCCUGUGGAGAGUAACAUUACUGACACCAUGAAAAUGAGUUAUAAUCUACCCAGUGAAGAGGACAUCAGUACUUCUACCAGUUGCGAUGAAAGAAAAACAAAAAAAUUACGAAUCCAAGAGAAUUCAAGGACUCAAGCUACAUGCCACCUUCCUGAUAAAUUUUCUGAGCAAUCCUAUGAAAAGGAGAGAGAAGUUGAUAUAACUGAUGUGAAGGCUGAGCCUGGAUCUGAUUCCCGACUGAAUCAUGAGCACUUGGAAGCGAUCAGCAUCACCAACGUGAAAGUGAAACAGGAGGUGGAUAUCACUGCGCCACGUGAACUGACGGCGCUUCCAAGAGAUCAGCAGGAGACUGUGGGGGAUGAAUGCGAGGCUGAGGGAAACGAAGCGGACAGCCUGAACUCUUCUCAGAGGCAGGUUUUAAAAAAUCAUUUUGCCUUUGCAGCCAUGAAGAAGCGAGGAAUGGAGGGAGACACGGAAAACCGUCCGUACAAGUGCCUGUACUGCAGCUGGGCUUUCAAAAAGUCCAGCAACCUGUUGAGCCACAUCGACACUCACCAAGGUCUUAAACCACAUGUUUGUGACCUGUGCGGGAAAGCCUACUCGCACCAAGGAACUCUUCAGCAGCACAAGCGGCUACACACGGGCGAACGACCGUACCAAUGCCCAUUUUGUGAGAAAAGCUACAUUUGGUCCUCUGACUUCCGCAAACACAUCCGAACGCACACCGGAGAGAAGCCGUACAUCUGUGAGGAAUGUGGCAAGGAUUUUGUGCGUUCCUCAGACCUGCGGAAGCACGAGCGCAACAUGCACACCAACAACAAGCCGUUUCUUUGCGAGCAGUGCGGCAAAACCUUCAACAAACCCCUGUCUCUUCUCCGUCACGAGCGCACGCAUUUGGGUGAGAGGCCCUUUGUUUGCCCGGAGUGCGGGAAAGCAUUUGCCCUGGCCAGUCGCAUGACAGAGCACAGGAAAAUCCACAGCGGCGUGCGUCCCUACACCUGCUCCGUUUGCUCCAAAGCUUUCACCAAGUCCUCCAACCUCGCUGAACAUAUCGCAAUUCACAGCGGAGUGCGGCCACACAAGUGUUCAGAGUGUGGGGUGGCAUUCGCCACGGCGUCCCGGCUAGUGCGACACCAGCGUAUUCACGCAGCUGAGCACUCCUAUCACUGCCAAAGCUGCAAUAUGUCAUUCAGCCACCUUGCGGCACUCGGGAAGCAUCAGAAGCAGCAUGGAGAGGGCACAAUCUUUGUUUGCGGGCAGUGCAGUAAAUCUUUCCCCCAGGAUUCCCUGCUUACAGAACACAUGCAAAGUCAUGCUGACGCUGCGACUUGCAUUACCUAAACUUACCCAUUUCGCACUAAAGUAACUGGAGGAUAGCAAGUAAACCUGGGUUAUUCUAUCCAUCUAUCUAUCUAUCUGU
Molecule: messenger RNA, 2457 nt
Organism: Sinocyclocheilus rhinocerous
Lineage: Eukaryota; Metazoa; Chordata; Actinopteri; Cypriniformes; Cyprinidae
Product: zinc finger protein 648-like
Exons: 2
Coding region: 933-2378 (481 amino acids)
Biological process (GO): regulation of transcription by RNA polymerase II
Cellular component (GO): nucleus
Molecular function (GO): DNA-binding transcription activator activity, RNA polymerase II-specific; RNA polymerase II cis-regulatory region sequence-specific DNA binding
Source: RefSeq, a predicted model, not a curated record